AUGGCUUCGUCUCCGCCCGCCUUCAACAUUGCCCACGGAGGAGACGACGACGACGACAUUGAAGAGGAUGUAGAGAUUGAAGACGACCUCGACGACAUGGACGAGGCCGCAGAGGAUGACGUCGACCUUUUCCGCGAGGGUUUCGAACAAGACUACCGGAGCAAGGAGGAUGACAGAUACGAAGGGAUCGAUAUCGACGACGAGGGCGAGUACGACCAGAUGGACCCGGCCACCAGGAGGCAGCUCGAAGCGCAGCUCGCGCGCCGCGACGGUGAGGUCGCCCGUCGACAGCGCAUUCCCGCCGCGUUCCUGCCCGGCGAGGAUGACGAUGGCGAUAUCGACCUCACAGCACAGCCCCGUCGCCGGCGACACGCCUAUGACGAGGACCCCGACGAUGCGAUGGACGAAGACAUCAUGGACGAAGAGCUCUCGCUCGAGGCUCUCCAGGACGUCAAGGCAGGCGAGCCUGACCGACUGGGUGUCGCAGUCGUCCGUGCAGAGGACCAUCAGCGAGGAGUUCAACAGGAGUCCAACGUCGAGGUCAAGAUCUCGUACUGCCAGAGCUGCCAGUCCCGCGGCCCCUUCACCGUCAACUCGGAGAAGACGGUCUACCGCAACUACCAGAAGUUGACCCUGCAGGAGUCGCCCGGCACAGUGCCCGCCGGCCGUCUUCCUCGCACGAGGGAGGUCAUUCUGCUGUGGGAUCUCAUCGACAAGGCCAAGCCCGGCGAGGAGAUUGAGGUGACGGGCAUCUACCGCAACAACUACGACGCACAGCUCAACAACCGAAACGGGUUUCCCGUCUUUGCCACCAUUCUCGAAGCCAACAAUGUCGUCAAGUCCCACGAUCAACUGGCUGGUUUCCGCAUGACGGAGGAGGACGAGGCGGCCAUCCGCAAGCUGGCCCGCGACCCCGGCAUCAUCGACAAGAUCGUCAACUCCAUCGCCCCCAGUAUCUACGGCCACACGGACAUCAAGACAGCCGUGGCGCUGUCGCUGUUUGGCGGCGUUGCCAAGGUCGGCAAGGGCUCUCACCACGUGCGUGGCGACAUCAACGUGCUACUCCUGGGUGACCCGGGCACGGCCAAGUCGCAGGUGCUCAAGUACGUGGAGAAGACUGCGCACAGGGCCGUCUUCGCGACGGGCCAGGGUGCCAGUGCCGUCGGUCUCACGGCCAGCGUGCGGCGCGACCCGCUGACGAGUGAGUGGACGCUCGAGGGCGGCGCGCUCGUCCUGGCGGACAGGGGCACGUGCCUCAUUGACGAGUUUGACAAGAUGAACGACCAGGACAGGACGUCGAUUCACGAGGCCAUGGAGCAGCAGACCAUCUCCAUCUCCAAGGCGGGUAUUGUCACGACGCUCCAGGCGCGCUGCGGCAUCAUCGCCGCGGCGAACCCCAUCGGCGGCCGCUACAACUCGACCAUUCCCUUCUCGGCCAACGUCGAGCUCACCGAGCCCAUCCUGUCCCGUUUCGAUAUCCUCUGCGUCGUCCGCGACACGGUCGAGCCCGAGGAGGAUGAGCGGUUGGCGCGCUUCAUCGUUGGCUCGCACAGCCGGAGCCACCCCAACCCAACGCUGCUCUCGCAAGACCAGGACCAUGACUCGAUGGACGUGGCCGCCGGCGACACGCAGCGAUCCGAGGCGCAAAAGGCCAAGCUGGAGGCCGAGAAGCGGAGGAAGGAGAACGAGAUUCCCCAGGAGCUGCUGCGGAAGUACAUCCUCUACGCGCGCGACCGCCUGUCACCGAAACUCUACCACAUGGACGAGGACAAGGUGGCCCGUCUGUUCGCCGACAUGAGGCGCGAGUCUCUGGCCACGGGUGCUUAUCCCAUUACUGUCCGUCAUCUCGAGGCCAUCAUCCGCAUCAGUGAGGCCUUCUGCCGCAUGCGACUGUCGGAGUACUGUUCCUCGCACGACAUUGACCGCGCCAUCGCUGUGACGGUCGAGAGCUUCGUCGGCAGCCAGAAGGUCAGCUGCAAGAAGGCUCUAGCAAGGGCGUUCGCCAAGUACACACUCGCGAGGCCGGGCGCCGGCACUCAGUCCCAACGCAGUGCCGGAACGAGCCAGGCCUCGAGGCGGACGGGCACCGCUGCGGCAUGA
Molecule: messenger RNA, 2100 nt
Organism: Verticillium alfalfae VaMs.102
Lineage: Eukaryota; Fungi; Ascomycota; Sordariomycetes; Glomerellales; Plectosphaerellaceae
Product: DNA replication licensing factor mcm2
Exons: 3
Coding region: 1-2100 (699 amino acids)
Biological process (GO): DNA replication; mitotic DNA replication initiation; double-strand break repair via break-induced replication
Cellular component (GO): nucleus; MCM complex
Molecular function (GO): ATP binding; single-stranded DNA helicase activity; 3'-5' DNA helicase activity
Source: RefSeq, a predicted model, not a curated record